This is a messenger RNA of Dermochelys coriacea (leatherback sea turtle), 5995 nucleotides long. It is a transcript of the gene VAT1, whose product is annotated as vesicle amine transport 1. The transcript is spliced from 6 exons. Gene Ontology annotation, molecular function: zinc ion binding; oxidoreductase activity. Bases 156 to 1316 code for a protein of 386 amino acids. NCBI's taxonomy places the organism in Eukaryota, Metazoa, Chordata, Testudines, Dermochelyidae. The record is from RefSeq and is a predicted model, not a curated record.
CGGCCCCGGCCCCGGCCCCUCCGAGCCCCGCACCCGGCUCCGGCCUCUGCCCCGGGGGCCCACCCGAGCCCCGCACCGCGAGCCCGGCCCCUCCGGACCCCACCCGAGCCCCGCACCGCGAGCCCGGCCGCUCCGGACCCCACCCGAGCCCCGCCAUGUCCGGGGAAGAGGCAGCGGCGCCCCCGGCCCCCGCCGAGCCGGCCCCCCCGGCGGAGCAGCAGGCGGCGGGCGGCGGGGACGCGCCCCCGGCGGAGCCCCAGUACCGGGCCCUGGUGCUCUCGGGCUUCGGCGGCUACGAGAAGGUGAAGGUGCAGGUGCGGCGGGGCGAGCCCAGCCCGCGGCCCGGGGAGCUCGCCGUGCGGGUCCGAGCCUGCGGCCUCAACUUCGCCGACCUGCUGGCCCGGCAGGGGCUCUACGAGCGGCUGCCGCCGCCGCCCGUCUCCCCGGGCAUGGAGUGCGCGGGCACCGUGCUGGCGCUGGGCGAGGGGGUCACCGGCCGCCAGGUUGGUGAUAAGGUGAUGGUGCUGGCCAGAGCAGGGCUCUGGCAGGAAGUCGUGACUGUCUCAGCCAAUCAGACUUACCUGAUGCCUGACGGAAUGAGCUUCGAGGAAGCAGCCGCCUUUCUGGUCAACUACAUCACGGCGUACAUGAUCCUCUUUGACUUUGGGAACUUGAGACCCAAUCAGAGCAUCCUCAUCCACAUGGCUGCCGGGGGGGUGGGAACGGCUGCCAUUCAGCUCUGCAAGACGGUGGAGAACGUCACCAUCUUUGGCACUGCCUCUGCCUGCAAGCAUGACGCCCUCCGGGAAAGCGGGGUCGCUCACCCCAUUGACUACAGGAGUAUGGAUUACGUGGAGGAAGUCCGGAAAAUCUCCCCCAAAGGAGUCGACAUUGUCUUGGAUCCACUGGGAGGAUCGGACACAUCCAAAGCAUUCAAUCUCCUGAAGCCAAUGGGCAAACUCAUAACCUAUGGUGUGGCCAACCUGCUCACUGGGCAGAAGAAGAACCUGAUGGCCAUGGCGAAGACAUGGUGGAACCAAUUUAGUAUCAACGCUCAGCAGCUCCUGCACCUCAACAAGGCCAUGUGCGGCUACCACCUGGGUUACAUGGAUGAAGAAUUUGAGCUCAUUGGGGGUGUUGUGGCCAAGCUGGUUAGCCUGUACAAUCAGGGCAAAAUCAAACCCAAAAUAGACUCCGUAUGGCCCUUUGAGCAGGUGGCUGAUGCCAUGAGGCAGAUGCAGGAGAAGAAGAACAUUGGGAAAGUCAUCCUUGUUCCUGAACUGCUGAAGGAAGAACCCAAAAAAGAGGAAAACUAAAGCAAGGAGACCUGUCUGCAGGUUGUGAAUUUGUGGUUUAACUCCUAACCCUUUUGGGAUCUGGGAAUGGACGGCUCAGUCCCUGCCAUCUUCCUCAUUAAGGGAAUGAUACAUUUUUAAAGCCAGUUCUAGGACUGUGAGCACCUUGGGUUGUGAAUCAUAGGCACCUGCCAUAGCCAGCCUCUCCCAGGUGUGAUUGUGUAAUAUUGAAUGUGACGCCUCCAGCCUUAGCCCUGCUUUUCUCACCUGGUUGUUAUAUUUCCUUUCCCAAAUUCCAAACCAAGUUCUUUUUCUCUGGCAACACCUCUCUGGCCUCCAAGCAGUCAGUGACUAAUGGCUGCGUAGUAUGUUGCUGCAAAGUGUAAACGCAAAUUAUUAUGGCAACCAUUGACUGUCUCCAUAGAAACCGAGCCCUUUUUGCAGUCUUAAGAUGCACGUUCAACAGACGAAUGUGCCAAGCCAGAGAUGCUUGUCAAUGAAAUUGCUGUGGGAAAAUAACAUCAGACCUUGCAUUGUUCUGUUGUGCUGGUUAUUUCUUUGCCAUUAUUCCUGCUGUCACAACACUUCCCUUCCUCCUCCCCCUCCUCUUCCCCACCCCCCCACCCCCAAUCAGCUGGUAAAAGGCCAGUUUUUCUAAGCCCAGCUUAGUAUCUUACAUGCUGGUCACGCUGUAGCUUUUUAAUUUGCUGUUCCUUCUCUGUGCACGCUGCAUGUAACCUGAGGAGGAGUUAGGCUGGUGCUAUAUGAAUACUAAAGAGAAAUUUCAAUUCAACAAUUUGCUCUCGUCCAUUUUCUGGUCCCAAACCGUUAGGGAAAGUCUAAACCAAUUCUGUGGUCAAGGCUGGGUCUGGAGACUGAAAGAACUCAGCUGUGUCUCUGAAAUGACUGACCCAUUUGUGUUGGCUCUAUGUGCUUUGUUAACGUUGGGCUCUGAAUGUCCGUCAGGCUAAACUUCACCCUCGUGUUUGUUACCAAGGGCUGCAAAUGUGAAAAGGUGUCUACAAGACUGGGACAAAACAAGCCUCAUGGUCGGCUUUUGCUUCUGCAGUUGUGUGUGCUCCCUGGAGAGCCAGCGUGUGGUUCUGAGUGAGUCACACACUGUCUGGGCUUAGACCUGUCGAACCCGCUGGUGUGAGGCUCUCGCCUGAUUAGAUCCUGGCUUUUGUUUUGCACUUUCCACUCCAGUUUUAAUUGGCUUUUCAGAUUCUCCCCUUGUCCCAGGCUGUCCCCAUGGCCUCUGCCUGUCCCUAUGGCUGGUUAGCUAGCGCUGAAAGGGGGCUUGCAGCUUGUCUGCUCGAAUCAUGAAGUGCCAGUGUUUUCAGGGUACUUCCUCGUGCUGCUGAGAUGCUGGGAACUGCCCAGUGGGCUCCUCUCCCAGGAAGAAAACUGGGCUUGCCCAUGCCAGGCAUGCAGGAAAAGCUGUGGGUGGGAACCUGAGCAGUUCAGUCUGUGAGCAUCUAAACUUGUCCUUGUCUAAUGUCCCGACUGGCGCUGCUCCUUCCAGCGGCGCUCGGUCUCCUGCUGCAUUCCCAGGACUUGGCGCUUGUGUUGCUAUUUGCACUUGCUGUAGCAAUGCAGGUUUGGUCCUGCUGGGUGGCGGAUGGUGCAGUAGCUCAGGCUUUGCUUGUAUUUUGGAUUUGGUAACUGAAGGGACCAAGCCCCCACCCACCCACAUUUUGUAAAGUGCCAUAGCAGAAGCAAAAUGCUGCUCUUAAAUAAGAGCAAACAUGGAUCUCCUGGGCUGUGAACAUCCCCUCCUGCUGGGUCCCUCCCCCCCCAUUAAAGAAAACCUGGUCCAGCAUCAGCAUGAGGACUUUAUUGUGCAGGGAAAAGGAAGGCGACGGCCUGUGUUAGCUGCAACCACCCCAGGAGGCCUAAGUGGUGCUUCACUAAGGCUUGGGCUACACUUGGAACUAACGUCGGUGGAACUACAUCGCUCAGCCAUGCAGUUUUAUCGACCUAGCUCCCAGAGUAGAUAACGUUGCUCCCAGCGACACGGCCACUGUCUCUCGGGGGGCACGGUCCAUACACCGACAGGACAAGCCUUCCUCUUGGCGCAGGCAGCUUCUUCACUGUUGCGCUACAGUGGGGCAGCUGCAUUAUCUCAUCAGCACAGCCUGGGUUUCAGUUCCCAGCUCUCUUACCCUGUUGUGCUGCAUGAGGCCUGGAAUCUGGAGGAUUCACUUCAGGUAUAAAAUGGUGCCCCACGUUUAGGACUUCAGAAAGGGAACCACGAUUGGGUUCAGACCCUCUUCUGUCUUCGUUCCUUCCAUUCACAACACGGGAGUUGACUCCCCCGAUGUGAUGCAGCGGAGCUCACAAGCACAACUUUUUUCUAACCUUUUCUAAAUACAAACUCUCCUCGCUGGGUUUUUCCCCUCUCAGAACUGCUCCUGCCCAGUGAAUUAGAUUUUACUUUCCAGUAUUUCAUGCCAUUUCACUGCAGGUUUAUAAAAACAGUUCAGACACUUGUUUGCGCUAAAAGGAAAAGCCCAAGACCUACUCUUGUCCAAAUCUUGGCUUCACCUUGAGACAGGAGGAGUCUGGACAAACUGCACCGCAAAGCUUCAGGUUCUCUAGAGUCUUUGAAAGGGGGAAAAUGAUCCCACUGUCCUCCUUUCCUUGGCUCUACUCUGCCAGCUGAGAGCAUCUGGUGCCUUAUUCCGGACAGCCCUAUCCUGGGCACUAUCGCAAGGCUUUUGUAGUCUAGUCCCCCUUUUGAUACAGCGUGAAGGAAGCAAAUGAGAAUAUCUUGUAUCUUCCUGUAGGACAACUCUGACGUAUGCUGCAUUUCAUAGAAAACAGUAUCUCAGUGCCUUUUCUAGACCACUUGUAAGACUAGCAAGUCACUGAAGCCUUUGCCAUACUGGCCUCUUAAAACACUGCCAAAAAUCUAGUGUGCUGCAUAAUAGAUAUGGCUUGUGGUACACAAGCGACCUAGCUCUGCUUACCCUCCACCUUGAUAUACUCCUCGUACACGUGUGUUUUAUGGACUCUCCAGGCUGAUCCCUGGAAGCUCCUGCUCCAGAGCCUAAGCAGCAGCGCCUGCUGUAAGGCAAUGCCUCACCCAAGUUGGCUGCAUUUGGAUGUGGCCAAAGGUAAAGUCAGCCUGCCAGUGAGAGUCCGUAUCUCUAGGCCUGUCCUCUUGCAAAGGUUUGCUGGUAGUGGCCUCUCCUGGGGCUGAGGACAUUGAGGAUUUGUCGCCAUUGCGGAGAUUCUCUGGAAUUUCUUUUCUCUUUGUUUGCAAUGUGUAGUUGAUGGUGAAUUUUCUACCUAUAAACUUCUGAUGCCCUUUUCAGUCUGACUUCUGAAUCCUUCUGAGCAAUUAGGUAGUCCAUGAUAAGAAAUUUAGCAUUGGACCUGCACCGCAGUAGCUGCGUUUUCUACGGAAGAUUAAGUGUAACCUUGCGCUUUACUGCCUCACUGACUAAUGCUCUGUUCUAGAUUUUUAUAGUAGCCUUUAUUUUCCCUGGCGUUUUAGGGCCCAGUAAGUAUUAAACCUACUGAUUUGUCAGUCUUAAUACAACUUUAUUACCAGUGUCUCAAACAACUUGUUAAACAGCGAAUUGUUCUAGCAAGGACCAAAGCACAAUGUCAUUCCACUCCAGAAGAUGUCUGAUUAGAAGGAAGCAUGCUGAACAGUUGAGGGCACAGCUGGUGUCAUCCAGGGAACAGAGUGCCAUGUUGCCUCUUAAAUUGUGUAUUGUUCCAAAAUAACUGAAGUGCAGCUUAAUGUUCAUUUUGCUAAUUGAUCAUUUUGACUCAAAUCUUGUGCCAAGGGGGCAAAAUGGCUGAAGAGCAAAAGUUUGUGUCGUGAUGCUAUGAGCACUAGCUAAAAGUUUGUGUUCCCUGCACUCUCUCCUGCUCCAGUUUGCAGGGUGUUCUGCCUUUGGUAUGUAUGUGUAGAUUGUGAAAUCCAGUGGUAUCUGUCUAAGUGUGACCUGAGCAUCAUUGCUGUAUCUGUAACCAAAACUGCCAGUCCAGGAAGGGGCCCUUAAACACAACUUUACGUACUUUGCCAUCCCCAGGCAGCUUUAGAACUAAAAAGCUUGUUUAGUUUAAUAAGAAACUUAUUUAAAGUUACAAUUGUUUCUUGCACCUGGAAGAUGGGAGUGGAGCUCGGCUUGCACAAACAUAAGCCCUGUUGAGAACUGUAGCUACACCAAGACAGUAUUUGAGAGAUGGGGAAAGGUCCUACAGACACCAGGGAAAGGAGUUUAGCUGUAUGUUUAGUUACAAACCAGCUGUGUGAAGUAGAGUUGUGGGCAUCAGACUUCAACCAAUGCAGGAAUCUGACCCAUCUGCAGCUGCUGUCAGAGGUAUAAGACCACUCCUGUUGCCAAAUGAAGUCUUUGAUGCCCCAAGCGCUGGAGAUGGCAAAGGGUGAUGGGCAGGUAGUGUAUGAGCACGGUGUGAGAAUGUGUUGCUCUUGGAGACUCUUACGACACAUGGCAGUGUCUGUACCGUCCAGCUGAUUUGCGGAGAUGUGAUACCAGUGGCUGUUGUCCUACAGCACGGCGUCUUUAAAAAUAAUUAUAUUCCGCUUUGUGCGUGUAACCAAGUUGAACAGAAAGCGAUUGUGCCAAUGCUGUUUACAUGACUACAAUGUGUAAUGCUCUUCUGCCUAACGUUGCCGUAUGCCUUAUGUGUUUCAAAUGUUAAUUAAAAGCAUAACAAAA